AUGAAAUUUAUUUUUAUAUGUCUGAUAUUGAUUAUUGCUGCUGUAAAAGAAGGUGAUGGAAUACAUGCUCAUGCAGAGAUGUAUCUUGCAGGAACAAAUGUUUUUAUUGGAACAAUUAAUUUAUAUGAGGAGGAAGAAGAUUGGGGUGUUAUUAUGACUGGUUUUGUCAAUCGUCUAAGACCUUUAGCAGUAUUAGUAAGUAUUUAUUUUGAAGAAUAA
Molecule: messenger RNA, 219 nt
Organism: Adineta steineri
Lineage: Eukaryota; Metazoa; Rotifera; Eurotatoria; Adinetida; Adinetidae
Source: the annotation of a GenBank genome assembly